Molecule: messenger RNA, 886 nt
Organism: Linum trigynum
Lineage: Eukaryota; Viridiplantae; Streptophyta; Magnoliopsida; Malpighiales; Linaceae
Source: the annotation of a GenBank genome assembly
CGAGGGACGAAUAGGAAUAUAAAUUGGGCAGGAAAAAAGCAAAGCAAAGAAAAAAAAGGUGGUCAGCGUUCUUCAUUUUGCCAAGAGCCUCUGUCCCCUCACACUCUCUGUUUCUUCGCCUUUUAACCAUGGUUAGCCCUAUCCACUACUAGCUCUCCUCCAUCGCUGCUGCCGUCUUGCUCUCCCACUUCAUCCUUCUCCUGUCUGUCCAAAAUUUGUGCAAAGUUUGAGAAUUUAUUUACAGAAGUUGGCUUUCCUGUAUUGGAUUGAUUUUGUUUCAUCUUCCUCUGUUUUCUCUUCUCCUUCUAUGCACGAAGCCACGAACUGCUGUUGUUAGUAGUAUUUAUUGUCCUGAUAGAGUGAAGGGGAGAAGUGGGGGAAAAAAGGGGGAUUUCUGGAUUCGUAUUAUCGUGAAAGGAGAGAUGGGUAAGAAGAAGAAGGCGCAGAAGACAAAGGAGUUAUCAGUAGCCAUAGCAGAAGAUGCAGAGCAUCAUCCUCAGCCGCAAGAAGCAAUAGAAGGAGCUGCUGUUUCUUCGCCGGCUCCCAGAAAGAGAGGAAGGCCUCGCAAAAAUUCUGCGGCUGCUGAGCAAACAACAACGGCCAACAAUAAUGAUAAGCAAGGAGGAGAAGAAAAGGAAUCGACGAAACGGGUUAAAGUCAGCGAGAAGAAAGGAGAAGCUGGAUUACAACUGGAACAGCAAGCUGCUGCUGCUGCUGCUGGUGUUAGGAGAAGCAGCCGCAGGAAGAGCAAACCCAGAAAGAGCAGCUGAUAAAGAUAUCAUAACACCAACCGUUACAAAAACAGAAACAAACACAAAAUCUUUCGGUGUUUUUUCGUCUGUGAAUUACUAGUCCCCUGUACCGGCAAAAAAUGAGGAGAAGGUGG